AUGUCCUCCCUCUCCUCCACCAAUACCACCGAAUCCACGGCGGAGCUAAUCCCCUCCCUCCCAUACGACGUCGCUUCCAACUGCCUAGCUCGAGUCCCACGUCACUACCACCCCACUCUCUCAGUCCUCUCCAAACCCAUCCGCUCCCUCCUCUCUUCCCCUUUCUUCUUCACCACCCGCUCCCUCCUCUCCUCCGCCCAGCCCCUCCUCUACCUCUCCCUCCGCUCCCCCGACCACCGCUCCACCUGGUACACCCUCAACCAGAACCCCAACCCCAAAACCAACCCCCUCCACCUCCUCGUCCCCAUCCCUCCCGUCCCCUCCCCCGCCAUCGGCGCCGCCUACGCCGCCUUCGGCUUCUCCAUCUACGUCCUCGGAGGCUCCAUCCACGACGCGCCGACUAACCACGUCUGGAUCCUCGACUGCCGCUUCCACACUUGGCGUGCCGGGCCGCCGAUGCGGGUGGCGCGUGAAUUCGCCGCCGCCGGAGUCGUCGACGGGAUAAUCUACGUCAUCGGGGGAUGCGUCACGGACUCGUGGACAAGGUCGGAGUAUUGGGCCGAGGCGCUGGACCCGGGUACGGGUCGGUGGGAGGCGGUGGCGAGUCCGGUAGAGGUGAGGGGGAAGUGGAUGCAUGCGAGUGCGGUGAUCGGCGGCCGGGUCUAUGCGCUGGCGGACCGGGGCGGGGUGGUUUACGACCCGAAAACCCGGGUUUGGGAGGGAGUGGAGAAGAGGAUGGACAUGGGGUGGAGAGGGAGGGCGUGUGUGGUGCAUGGGAUGUUGUAUUGCUAUGAUUAUUUGGGGAAGAUUAGAGGUUUCGACUCGAAAAAUCGAGUGUGGAAGGAGCUCAAGGGAGUGGAGAAGAGGCUGCCCAAGUUCCUGUGCGGGGCGACAAUGGCCAAUGUGGGGGAGAAUUUGGUGGUGCUGUGGGAGACGAAGGCGAAUGGGAAGGAAAUGGAGAUUUGGUGUGCUGAGAUUGAGGUGGAGGAGAAUGGGGAUGGGGAGUUGUGGGGGAGAAUCGAGUGGUCGCAGAAGCUACUUUCGGUCCCUAAGCACUCCAACAUUGUGCAAUGCUCGGCGGUUUAUGUUUGAUUUGCAAUGUGAGGUGUGCGUGUAGUUUGUUUAAGCUUUUGGUAUUGAAUUGUUGCUUGAUAAGUAGUGUGGUGAAUAAUGCUAUGUUGUUGAAGAAUGGAGAUAGUUUGUAACUGAAAAUGUGCAUAUGAAUUCUACAUUACCAAAGUUCAAUUGAAGUCAUGAUUUUUCGCA
Argentina anserina (silverweed cinquefoil) is the source of this 1266-nucleotide messenger RNA. Its product is annotated as F-box/kelch-repeat protein SKIP6. Gene Ontology annotation, molecular function: protein binding. The transcript has a single exon. The coding region runs from base 1 to 1092 and encodes 363 amino acids. The record is from RefSeq and is a predicted model, not a curated record. Lineage: Eukaryota; Viridiplantae; Streptophyta; Magnoliopsida; Rosales; Rosaceae.